Coccomyxa subellipsoidea C-169 is the source of this 1044-nucleotide messenger RNA. RefSeq names its product XAP5-domain-containing protein. Bases 1 to 1044 code for a protein of 347 amino acids. The record is from RefSeq and is a predicted model, not a curated record. The transcript is spliced from 7 exons. NCBI's taxonomy places the organism in Eukaryota, Viridiplantae, Chlorophyta, Trebouxiophyceae, Coccomyxaceae. Gene Ontology annotation, cellular component: nucleus. Gene Ontology annotation, biological process: chromatin organization.
AUGGGCUUGCAAGGGUAUGUGGGCAGUGGUGAGGACCAGCGGCGGAUCAGACGGCAGGAAAAGGAGCGGGAAGAGAAAAAGAAAUUAUACGAGAAGGCCAAGGAGCAAUCGGAUGCCAAUGUGGAGGGUGCAGGCCUGCGCCAGUUCGGGGCAGGCACAUCAGAGACCCUGGAUGCGGCCUUCAAGAUAGAGACAGUGGGGCUGGUGACGCGUGAGGAGUUUCUGAGCAAACGGGAUACCCUCAGAGACAGGAUGGAUGAGGCCAAAGCCCAAGCCAAGCGCGAGGCUGACAAGGCCCUAGAUCAGGCACAGAGGAGUAAGAAGAGGGCCAAGAUUGCAGCGAAGACCAAGCUGUCAUUCGCGCAAGACGAUGACGAAGACGGCGAUGGAGAGCCAAAGCAGGCGGCAGCGCAGGCGGCAGCUUCCAGGAAGCUGGGCAAGGACCCCACAGCUGCCACCGACUUCCUGCCUGACCGCGAGCGAGAAGCUCAGGAGAUUGCAGUCAGAGAGCAGCUAAAGAAGGAGUACGAGCUGCGACAGAGGCUGGUGAGGAACGAGCCGCUGAAGAUCACAUACAGCUACUGGGACGGGCAGGGGCACAGGCGAGUGGUGACCAUUCGCAAGGGUGACUCCAUCGCGCAGUUCCUGCAGAAGGUCAAGGAGCAGCUGCACCCCGACUUCCGGGAGCUCAGGCGCGCAGCUUCCCCUCACCCUUGUGCACUUUGCCAGCACAGGCUUUGUUCUCUGGGUUGCCUGAUGUAUGUGAAGGAGGAUCUAAUAAUCCCCCAGCAAACCACAUUCUACGACCUCAUAUCGUCCAAGGCUCGCGGCAAGUCGGGCCCGCUGUUCCACUUUGACGUCCACGAGGACAUCCGCAUGCAGAACGAUGCCACCGUGGAAAAGGACGAGUCACAUGCAGGCAAAGUGGUGGACCGGCAUUGGUACAACCGCAACAAGCAUAUCUUCCCAGCCUCAAGAUGGGAGGUCUAUGACCCAGAAACCAACUAUGAGACAUACACCAUCCAUGGCAAUGAAGUGAAAUGA